CGGCAGCCUAGCCUAGAGCCUGCCUGGGCGGUCGACCCGUUCUACACGCGCCCGGCAUGUGGAUGGCGGGGUAACUGUGCCAGGCACCACCGGCGCAGGCCACAGCGAUUCCUUCAGUGGAUAAGCCGCCCGUGGUCCCCUGUAUGUCCGCCUCCCGUCGGGCCAAUCAAAUCGCCGUCCUGCCGCCCUCCUUUCGUCAGCCUCGAGGCUUGGGCUGGUGUGGUCGAGCCUCACCACCAUGACCCAACAUCAUCCAACGACGAGCUGCGACUGACUCGACGACUAGCGAGACGAUAUCGAGCCGCCUUAUCGGUUUGUGCGAGGCGAGAAUUCUACUCUAUCUGAGAAGAACACUGUUCUACCGUUUGCGGCCGAGUUGAACACACCUGAGCCAUUUGCUCCGCUCGCUGGCCAUCUCCAGUUGCGUCAUUGGCGCGGCCAUUAUAGCUUAUCACGAACCCUUCGCUCGACUCCUCCUCACUACCUCCCGAUCGCCACCAUGGAGACAUUCAGGUCUCUCUUUGCCAAGCCUGAUCCCCAGGCCCAGAUGCGCAAGUGCAAUGCGUUGAUGCGCCAAAACAUCCGCAAGAUCGAUCGAGACAUUGCCUCAGUCAAGCAAGUCGAAGCCAAGACCAGGAACCUCAUCAUCCAGGCCGACCGUCGAGGCCAGCGCGAUCCGGCCCGCGCCAAGCAGGCCCAGCAGGAGGUCCGGGAUUUUGCGCGCGAGCUCGUCCGGGCGCGCAAGACGUCGGCGCGGCUCGUCACGUCCAAGGCGCAGCUCAACUCUGUGCAGAUGCAGGUCAACGAGGCGUUUGCGGUACGCAAGAUUGAGGGCUCGAUCCGGGCGAGCGUGGGCAUCAUGAAGGACGUCAACACGCUGAUCCGACUUCCGGAGCUGGCGGGCACCAUGCAGGAGCUGAGCGUGGAGCUAAUGAAGGCGGGAAUCAUUGAGGAGAUGGUGGAGGACUCGCUGCCCGCCGAUGGGGAUAUGCUGAUGGAGGACGAGGAGGCCGAGGGAGAAGUGGACAAGGUGCUGGGCGAGAUCCUCAAGGACCGCGAGCCCAAGCUGCCCGUGGCGCCUGUGCCAGAGCCGCAGAAGCCCCAGGAGGAGGAGGAGGAAGAGGAGGAUGCCGAGGCUAUGAUGGACCAGAUGCGCAACCGAUUAGAGGCUCUGCGGAGCUGA
Molecule: messenger RNA, 1183 nt
Organism: Fusarium keratoplasticum
Lineage: Eukaryota; Fungi; Ascomycota; Sordariomycetes; Hypocreales; Nectriaceae
Exons: 2
Coding region: 500-1183 (227 amino acids)
Biological process (GO): protein transport; late endosome to vacuole transport; endosome transport via multivesicular body sorting pathway
Cellular component (GO): multivesicular body; ESCRT III complex
Source: RefSeq, a predicted model, not a curated record